This is a messenger RNA of Nylanderia fulva, 5746 nucleotides long. RefSeq lists its product as uncharacterized. Gene Ontology annotation, biological process: regulation of small GTPase mediated signal transduction. Gene Ontology annotation, cellular component: cytoplasm. Lineage: Eukaryota; Metazoa; Arthropoda; Insecta; Hymenoptera; Formicidae. Gene Ontology annotation, molecular function: protein binding; GTPase activator activity. The record is from RefSeq and is a predicted model, not a curated record.
CUGCUAGAUUAAUCGGUCCCGCAUCAACACGCGAUGUCAAAAAAGGUAAUUCGCGGUAUUAUGAACGCGAUGACGUGCUUGACACCGUCGCCGAAGAAGCGGAAGAAAGAAGAGAAUGAUAGCAGAGACGAGAAAAUGAAUCUGCCGCGAAAUGACACGUUGAACGCAAAUGCUGAGGAGACACUUUAUUCUGCGAAGAAGAAUGAAGAGAUGAUCGCGAGUCUGCCAAUUAACGGCAGCGGAGGGCCGGUGAGCCGCGUGGGUCGUGGAUUGGCCCUUCACAGGUCCAACUCCAGCUUGGAACUUCCGCACAGUCCGGAUCCUGCCUCCCGGGUGCCAGAGACGCCUCUCAGAAGAGAGUAUGGAUCUCACGGGAGCAUCGAUGUAGUGGCGCAGUCCAUCACAGCCGGCGAAAACUUCUUCGCUCUACUGCAGGACUUUCGACCGACAGAACAGCGCGGCGCCAGUGAUUAUCUGCGCCGAGUUCAUCAGGACGGAAGUGGCCAGCCGCUUGACGUCGACGAGGUCUGCGGCCCGACUGGCGCCGGUUCCAGUCCGAAGCUACGAUUGAAGCUGAACAGACUGUGGGGCGGCAAACCACCGCGAGCGAUGGAGGAGACGUGCACCAGUCCUAUGGUGUCGGCCGACGUAGAGGAACGUCACCGGAGACGCGCGUUCGCCCACUACGACUGUCAGUCGUUAACGGCGAAUCUGGGCUACGCCGCGAAACUUCGGGGGAUUCUUUUGGCCAGAAGAAGAAACACGGCUACCGGAGCAUCCGCCGCCAGUGCUCUGAGAGCCUCUACCCCCGACGAGGCUCCCGAGGAAGAUGCCGGUGAUGGCAAAGGCAACGAUCUACUGGAGCCUUGUCCUUUCUUCCGUAACGAGAUCGGCGGCGAGGGAGAACGCGAGGUCGGUCUUACUCGUUGCUCGAAUGGCAACGGAAUUCACAGACCGCCGCUGUCCUACGGCGUUUCCGCCCUGGAACCGCCGCCCGGCGAGACUCUAUGGAAGCACACUUGUCCACUACAGAAACGUCCCCUGCCUAUCGAGAGCGUUGACGAGGGGGCUCAUUAUUAUCGCCGAUAUUUUCUCGGACGAGAGCAUCAGAACUGGUUCGGAAUGGACGAACAAUUGGGACCGGUGGCCAUCAGCAUUCGCAAAGACGUGAAUCAGUAUCGCGUGAUCGUACGCACGUCAGAGUUACUGACGCUGCGCGGUUCCGUGCCCGAGGAAGCUCUCGGCAUCAGGCCGCAAGGCCGACCGCCUACGAGGGAGCUCUUGGAGUUGGUCGCGCCGGAAGUGCAGCUAGGUUGCCUGAGGCUUGGCACGCCCGCCGCUGAGGAAGCGCUGGCCAGAUUGGACGAGCAGGGAUUGUCCAGCAGAUACAAAGUGGGCGUCCUGUACUGUCGGUCCGGCCAGAGGUCCGAGGAGGAGAUGUAUAACAAUCAGCACGCCGGUCCGGCCUUCUUGGAAUUCCUGGACGCUAUCGGCCAAAGAAUAAGACUGCGAGGAUUCGAGGGUUACAAGGCCGGGCUGGAUACCAGAACCGACUCUACGGGGACGCACGCGGUAGCGGCGACGCAUCGCGGAGCGGAAGUCACCUUUCACGUGUCCACUAUGCUACCCUUCACACCGAAUAAUCGGCAACAGCUGCUGAGGAAGAGGCACAUCGGAAACGACAUAGUCACGAUAGUUUUUCAGGAACCCGGUGCAUUACCAUUUAGCCCGCGAAGGAUACGCUCCCAAUUUCAACACGUAUUCAUCAUCGUGCGAGCGAUAAAUCCUUGCACUGAAAAUACACAGUACAGCGUGGCGGUGUCCAGGAGCAAAGACGUGCCCAUUUUCGGGCCACCCAUUCCGCAGGGUGCUACGUUCGCGAAGGGAAAGACUUUUGUGGAUUUUAUUUUGGCCAAAGUCAUAAACGCUGAAAAUGCGGCUCACAGGUCUGAAAAAUUCGCCACGAUGGCCACGAGAACGAGACAGGAGUAUCUGAAGGAUCUGGCUACGAAUUAUGCCAGCACCACAGUUGUCGACACUGGCCAAAAAUUCUCGAUGCUAUCCUUCAGCAGCAAGAAGAAGACAACUGUACGACCGAGACUCUCCUGCGAUGCAUCUCAACGCGGCGCGAUUUGCUGGCAGGUCAUACUCGAGGAUAGCAAUCAGAACACAGAUUGUUACUUAGGUAUAAGCAUAGACACCAUCGUGCUGGUCGAGGAACAUUCUAGACAGAUAGUGUUUGUCACUCCGUGCGUGAGCGUGCUCGGAUGGCAUGCUCAAACAAACAGUUUAAGAUUGUAUCAUCAUCAAGGCGAGUGCAUCACCAUACACGUACGCGGUGAUUACGGUGAGAGGGACGAGUUAAUGGAAAUUGUGGCACGGCUCCGCGCCGUAACUCAAGGCGCGCCGGCCUCGGAGCUGUCGUUGAAGAGGAACAACCUCGGACAAUUGGGCUUCCACGUACAACCCGAUGGUGUUGUGACGCAGGUCGAAAGUAUGGGACUGUCGUGGCAGGCGGGUCUGAGACAGGCCUCGAGGCUGGUCGAGAUUUGCAAGGUGGCCGUGUCGACCUUGAGUCACGAUCAGAUGGUCGAUCUACUCAAGACCAGCGCCCAGGUUACCGUCACCGUAAUACCGGCAACGAACGACGGAAAUCCGCGAAGAGGCUGCACGUUGCAAAACUGCCAUUAUCUGUCGAAUAAUUACGAAGGAGAUUAUGAGAACGUGACGAGCGCAGAUAAUACGCCGAGUCAGCAAACUGCGAUGUCGCAUCAACGGCGAUACGAUCGAUCAUUCAGCCCACCGCGAUCGAGCAACAGCUCCGGGUACGGUACUGGAUCGAGCUCUAGAUCGUUCAACGAUCCGCGGUUUCCAUUGGAGGGUACAAUGACUAGCAGCAGUAGCGGACACAGUAGUGCCGAUGAUCGUUGGUACGAGCUUCUAGAACCGCAGGAUCAAGAUGGCAAUCAUCGAACAACGGAUGGUACGCCGCCUCCUUUACCAGCGCGGCAAAACUAUCAAGUUGUGACACCCAGCAAGUCUAGCCAGAAGAAGGACAAGUCUCAUUAUGCCAGCGCCAAACAGCUUGCGGAUAGCUCGAAGCAUCGCGAACAUAAUCACGAGCACUAUACGAAGGAGAGCAAUUACGUGUCGUCGAAAAUGAUUCAAGAGAAUGCGCGGCAUGAGAAUUAUCAGCGGCAGCUGGACAAUGCGCAUCGCGCUCAGGAUCACAUCACGACGAAUUACGUGAAACUGCAGAAGGAGCGGUACGAGAUCAAGCAAGAAAAUUUAUACGCUUCUCAGAGAGAGCUUCACAAGAACGAGGCACAGCAUCAUAGUGGCCAUCAGAAACUAGGCGUGUCAAACUCGCUGCCACUGACGCAUAAUGCCGUUUACAGUCUGCCAAAGUCGGGCAGCAACAACAACCUCGGUAGGUACAAUGAAUACGAACAAUCUGGUGGCAAGUACGAUUACGAGACACCUACAAAGGUGAAUAGAAAUUCCAAGUAUGAGAUACAAGAGGAGAAAAUGGUCGAUCGACCAGCGACCAAGUACGAGCACGAUGUACGAGGAUGUUACGAGAAGAGGAUCGGUUAUGAAUACUCAGAGGAUAUUUACGAGAAGAGAAACAGUAAAUACGAUCUAGAGGCCAAAUAUCAAGAGAUGGAGUGUCAGCACAGUGGCAACGAAAGGAAACACAACAACGACAGCAACAACGAACAUAAUCGAGAGUCCGCAAAGUACGAGAUGUCGCACGAUUUCAAAGUAGGCGAGAAGGUUACCUGUCUGAAGACUAGCAUGUCGGAGCGACCGGUGCAUAAGGUAAACGUCGAAUACCGACAAACGAAAGAUUUCCCGUCCAGUCUGCCGCCGGAAGUUCGAAUAUCGGACGUCAAUUGUCCGGAAGUAACGACGCUGCCCAGCGAGGAUGAGCUGUCGAACGGCUCUGGCAGCGUAUCUCCUCGACUACGACGGGCCAAUAAACAUCGCGGUGGCAAUCGUACCCCGUCCAGCGGCAGCUCCAGGAAUCAGAGUCCUCGACCGAAGCCGGGCAUGAGAAAUUCGCACAGAAAUUCCGCGAAUUUGACAUCCAGCACUCUACAAGAGGACCUUAUGAGAUUGAUCAAUCCAGAUUACAUCGCCGACGACAGUCAAAUUGUUAACAAUAAUCUCGUAAAUAGCGUGAUGAAUCCGAAUCAAAACUCAAACAAAAUUAACAAUAAUAUGCUGGAGAUUCAAAAUAGAUGCAGAUCUAGAGAGAAUUUAUGCGGCAACAGCGCAUCGACCUUGAGCGUAUUACCUGCGAAUGGACAAGAGAAUGGAAACAAUGGCUCGGAAGUGAUUCUGACCAUGGCCAGACCAGCUACAGUGAUCUCCAACGCCAGCACUGCCUCAAGCCCAGCACCGAGCGAAAAUAAAUUGUCAAAAGAGGAAAGAUUAUCGCCACGUGUUACGAAGCCACUUCAUUCGAUCUCAAAAUCGCACAGCAAUCUGACACCAAUCAAAGACAUGAAAAAUCAUAACGAUGCGAAUGUGGAUUGUUGGAAGAACCAACACGCGGAUUCCAACAGAUCGAUGAAGCAACAUCCUCAAGAAUGGUCCGAUGACAGACUCAUCGAUGGGUGCAAUGCGAACACGAAUUCCGUUUCGGACUUGAAAUCUCAUCUAUCCACUCUCGAAUUGAGAAUGGCGAGGGAAACGCGUCUGCGACUCUCGUUGGAAGACGAAGUACGUCGAUUGCGUGAUGAGAAUCGACGUUUACAGGAAUCUGAGAAUCUGCGCCUCUCCUUGGAAGAUGAGAACCGUCGUCUGAAGGACGAGAAUCACGCAGCCGCGCAGCAACUCCGACGUUUCACAGAGUGGUUCUUUCAAACGAUGGAUCAUCAAUAAUCAGUAUAAAGAUAAAUCGAGAAUGUUUUAUUAUCCAAUGAUUGUUUCAAACGAUGAUUCAUCAGAUAGCACGAUAAUCAAUAUACUCUUUUCAUUUCCUGUCAUAUAAAUUCAUCAUCAAAAUUAUUUAUUUAGAGAACAAAGUUUGCAUAUAAAUAUUCUUAAAACAGGAAUUAAAAAGAGUUAUCAAUUAUUCAAUCGUUUAAUCGAUUGCAUUUAUUUCAUCUGCGUUUUGCCGCAUUGCUCGAAUCAGGGCACAAUUUUUGUAAGUGCAGUAUUAACGUGAACCUGAAUAUAUAGAUGUUAUAGUAAAUAGUAGAUCGAUCGAAGACAGUCGCCAGAGAUUGCGAAUGAGCAUAAACAGCGUAAACGGGAAUAUUAUAUCAUUCGCGACUCUCCUUUGACGGUUUUCGAUAUUUUGUAUUAUAUAGAGAUUCGUUAUAUUAUAUAAAUAUAUAUAUAUUAUAUAUAUUCAGUUGUAAAGUAUAUAAGUUACCAUCGUACCAUUUCCUCUUGAUUCGAGGAUUCGUGCGUUGCAACUAUCUAUUUAGAUCAUAUUUCCCCAAAACAUUGUACAUCCAUCUUUAAGAGGAUAGUGCACAUUAAUUAAAAUAUAUAACGUUUGAUUUUACAAAAACGACCAAAUGACCAAAUAUUAUUAGAAAAGUUAAGAACUCUUACUUUAACUCUGUAAUUUAUUAUGCCUUUUAUAACAGUCGCCUAGAGUGUUAAUUGUAGAAAUUUAGAAUUUUCGUUUUAAUAAGUGACACAAAAUAUGAUUGCGACAUAAUGUACAAAACUGACGUUUGUUAAAAACCAUAAGUCGAUCAAUAAAGAGAAAUGUGUACUUCAACAA